Anthostomella pinea is the source of this 249-nucleotide messenger RNA. The record is from the annotation of a GenBank genome assembly. Lineage: Eukaryota; Fungi; Ascomycota; Sordariomycetes; Xylariales; Xylariaceae.
AUGGCGUCCCAACUCCUACCUCUAGAACUCAUCGACAAGUGUGUCGGCUCAAGAAUAUGGGUCGUCAUGAAGGGCGACAAGGAAUUCAGCGGAACCCUGCUGGGCUUCGACGACUACGUCAACAUGGUACUCGAAGAUGUGACGGAAUUUGACUACUCGGGAAAUCACACGAAGCUCUCCAAGAUUCUGCUGAACGGCAACAAUAUCUGCAUGUUAAUACCAGGUGGAGAAGGGCCCGUGUCUACGUGA